GUCCAGGGAGUUUAAGUCUCACCUCCCCCAUCGUCCUGGAGAAACCAGAGAGCCUCCACACGGUCACCUUCAGCGAGGACACUGUACAAUGCUCAGAGAAGUGUGUGAUGAACAACUACUUCGGCAUCGGCCUGGACGCCAAGAUUUCCCUCGAGUUCAACAACAAGAGGGACGAGCACCCUAAGAAAUGCAGCAGUCGCACUAAAAACAUGAUGUGGUACGGAGUCCUGGGGACCAAAGAGCUGGUCCAGAAGACGUACAAGAACCUGGAGCAGAGGGUCCAGCUGGAGUGUGACGGCGUCCCCAUGUCUCUGCCCAGUCUUCAGGGCUUGGCUGUUCUCAACAUCCCCAGCUACGCAGGAGGCAUCAACUUCUGGGGCGGCACCAAGGAGGACAAU
Messenger RNA from Notothenia coriiceps (black rockcod), 398 nucleotides. Its product is annotated as diacylglycerol kinase eta-like. Gene Ontology annotation, molecular function: ATP-dependent diacylglycerol kinase activity. The annotation marks the transcript as partial. Gene Ontology annotation, cellular component: plasma membrane. The transcript is spliced from 4 exons. Gene Ontology annotation, biological process: phospholipase C-activating G protein-coupled receptor signaling pathway. The record is from RefSeq and is a predicted model, not a curated record. Lineage: Eukaryota; Metazoa; Chordata; Actinopteri; Perciformes; Nototheniidae.